Molecule: messenger RNA, 558 nt
Organism: Colletotrichum costaricense
Lineage: Eukaryota; Fungi; Ascomycota; Sordariomycetes; Glomerellales; Glomerellaceae
Exons: 2
Coding region: 1-558 (185 amino acids)
Source: RefSeq, a predicted model, not a curated record
AUGUCGACUAAAUCCUAUGCCACAUUGCUCUUCGCUUUCGUCAUCUUCUAUGACAACCUUGAAAGACCAACACCAACCCGCAGCUUGAGUCCCCCUCCACAAUUGGGUACCAUGCGCUGGUCCACCAAGCUUCACAAUACCUUCGAACGCAUUAAAUUUGGUAUCAGAGGCACCACUCUCCCCAGCGGCAUGCUUCCGUACGAAAUAUGGCUCUUAAUCGUCGAUGCCGUGGUUGACGACUUAGAAUCGACAGUCGAGCCAUUAACAUGGGUAUUGACCGGAUAUGAGUCCGAAAAGGUGACCGAUGAGAAUCGCUGUCUCAUGCUCGAUCAAAGCAAACCGCCCUGGUUUUACGGAAUCGAGCACUUCUUGAUUGACGACGCCAGAAACUGUGAAAAGAGCAAAAUCAAGCACCGGCAAGAUGCCAUGGAAGUCCUGUAUAACUUUACACUGGUCGACCGCAGAACUCGAGAGAUUAUCAACAGACGACUACCACGAUGUACCUUUCUCCAUAGGAAUUGGUUCGAGCGCGACGUCCUGCUCCGCAUUCUCACAUGA